AUUAAGAAUUACACACCAGCGUCGAUUGAAAUUGACAUCCAUUUGUCAAGGCCCGUCUAGUCGGUGCUCGACACUCGUCAGGAUUGUACCUCUCGUUAUCUAACGUUCUCUAAUCAAAUUUUCCAAAGAUCCGUGAUCGAAGAAGUAAUAGGAACGAUUCGAUUUCUUCGAAAGAUUCGAGUGAUUGUUCGUAUUCGAUGAUAGAAUCAAAGGUGUUGACGGUGUUAAGCAAUCGCGAAUUCACGGAACGUGGAAUCAACGAAGAACCUUUCUGAUAAUCGGAUUAUCCAACGGGCUUCAACGAGGUUUGCGUUUUUAAAACGCGAUUACGUGGCCGCUUUCUUCCGAUUAGAUUAUUUAUCGCGCCGGCGAAGCGGAUUCUUUGUGGUUUCAAGAGGGAAAGCGUCGAAUUCGAGCAUGACGAAGUGGGACAGUUCGGAAUCCGAGUGCUCAGAGGCUGAAGACUCAAAUGAGUUAGGGGCCAUAGUCAGCCCCGAGAUUUGCGCGAUGGACACUGUGGACAGUACCAGCAAACGUUCUGGAGGCCACAGCGGCCACAAGACAGUUUCAGCUACCCGAGUAUUCAAGAAAUCCAGCCUAAAUGGAAAGAUCACGGUAUACCUUGGGAAAAGAGAUUUCGUCGAUCACAUAACCCACGUUGACCCCAUUGACGGGGUCGUGCUGAUUGACCCGAACUACGUGAAGGAUCGCAAGGUCUUCGGGCACGUUCUAGCGGUUUUCAAGUACGGCAGAGAGGAUCUCGACGUUCUUGGUCUAACGUUUCGCAAGGAUCUUUACCUGGCCGCCGAACAGAUAUAUCCCGUGGUACCUGGUUCCCAGCAUCGAGAACUGACGCGACUGCAGGAGAGGCUGAUCAAGAAGCUGGGGAACAACGCUUAUCCGUUCUACUUCGAGCUACCACCUCAUUGUCCUGCUUCGGUGACGCUGCAACCGGCGCCUGGUGACACGGGCAAACCAUGCGGCGUCGACUACGAAUUGAAAGCGUUCGUAGGCGAAACGCAGGACGACAAGCCUCACAAACGGGAUUCCGUCAGGCUGGCGAUACGAAAAAUUAUGUACGCCCCGUCGAAACAGGGCGAACAACCGUCCGUCGAAGUGAGCAAAGAGUUCGUGAUGUCGCCGAACAAGCUGCACCUGGAGGCGUCCCUCGACAAGGAGCUCUACCAUCACGGCGAGAACAUCGCUGUGAACGUGCACAUCGCGAACAAUAGCAACCGGACUGUGAAAAAGAUCAAAGUGUCCGUGAGGCAGUUCGCGGACAUUUGUUUGUUCUCCACCGCACAGUACAAGUGUACGGUCGCCGAAGCAGAAAGCGAGGAAGGGUGCCCAGUGGGGCCAGGUUUCACGCUGAGCAAAGUGUUCUCUCUGACACCGCUUCUCGCCAACAACAAAUAUAAAUGGGGUCUUGCCCUCGAUGGCCAGAUCAAAGACGAGGACACAAAUCUGGCGUCCAGCACCCUCGUGGCGGAUCCCUCGCAACGUGAGAACCUGGGAAUUAUCGUUCAGUACAAGGUGAAAGUGAAACUUUGCCUCGGUGCACUUGGAGGAGAAUUGGUCGCGGAGCUGCCAUUCAUCCUGAUGCACCCGAAACCGGAAGAAGAGGAACCGGCGCCACCCACCGCGCGGCCCAGUCCGACGCAGAAAGCGGACAGCGGUGAAAUACCGCUCGACACGAACCUCAUUCAGUUGGACACGGAGGCUGACGGCGACGACGACAUAAUCUUCGAGGACUUUGCCCGUCUAAGGCUGAAGGGUGAAACGGAUGCCUGACCACGUUGUUCGCACACCGUCGACCUGUACGACACAGCGAAACGUCCGAUAUACGAGAAUGUCGUCGCGACACCGACGAAAAACGCGAGCCAGUUGAUUCUGUAAUCAGGUUCGACGGACCUUUUUGUAAGAAUAAAAGAAGAAAAGAAAAAAAAAAAAUAAGAAAACGCGAACCACCGAGCGAAGCGUUGAGAAACGAACGACUCGAGUCACACGAGAUUCCACGAGUUUUCGCAUUGUUCUUCGACGACUCCGAUCAUCGAAACGAUGUUUCCAUUCCUCUCGAGAUGUAUUUACUGUCCGAUAUGAAAAAAAAAUGGACACGGAAUGGUACUAACUUGCUGCACAGAGAAUCAAAGAUGCACACUAAGAAGAUCACAGGAGGACAGACGAACGAGUCGUCGAGAAAGGAUCGUGAAUUACGUUUAUGGGAAUGAUUGACGAAGAAGUUUUCACGACGAGACAUCAAUGGAUGAAAGAAACCCAAUCUUUAGCCAAUGUAUUUAUCGAUAUAUCGACGAGAAAGGGAUCCGUUUUUUUUUCUUUGUUUUUUUUUUACUGGAGACGAUAAGUCUCUUCAUCAAGACUAUAAAACUGAACAGAUUUCUUUUCUGUAAACUUAGUCACAUGGCCAGUAUGUAAUGCAGUCAGUGUUACACGUUGAUUCGCGCAAAAUUUCAUCUGUUUGUCACAGAUACUUUAUAGAUGUAACGUUUGCGUCUGUUCUUAUGGCACACCUUUGUUAAUUCAAUAAAUUUUUUUUUACAACUGAAAUUAAAAUAAAAAGAUGUCAGAUUUCUCGAAUGUGAAAUUAAAGCACUUUGUACGGAGAACUAUUGGUGUGCUACGAGAUUAAGAAUGUUUGUUUUCGGUGUAAUCGAACAAGAUAAAUUGAGAUUUUCUUAAUGAAAGCAUCGCAACAAAUUCAACGAAUCCUAUUUAACCCUUGUGUUAAUAACGAAAAUGUUCAUGGUUGUUAUAACCAGGUAUUUGGAACGAUAUUAAAAUUUUGCGAUAGGAACACGAUGAAUUCUUGAAUGUCAAUGUGAGAAUGAGUAGCUGGGUAGCCAGUUAUUGACACAAGAGUCGAAUCAUACAAAUAUAUAGGUAAUAAUAUAAAUAUGUAUACACGUACGAGGAAAGUUUUAACCCUUUCGCUAUAACAGCGAUUGUAUAUUAAACGAUGGAGUCUGCCAUAUUAAUAAAACUUAAUUUGCCACAGAAAAUAUUUUUUUGAAUUGUUCUUUGGAAAAUUUCUGAAAGUAGCGAAAGGGUUAACGAUCAAAUUAAACGACAGUUUGAAACGAGCAUUAGAAGAAUUUCAACGUUUUAGCUUUUACACGUUUUAUAUUGAGGUUCGAGAAGGUAUUUGGAUUUUUUGCGAAUCGAACGAAAAACCACCUAAUCGUACGAUUUUCUAUUCCUUUUUUUACGCGUCACGUUUUUUACCGAACGAAAUAUCACACGUAUAGUGCCAUCCUGAUCACGCCCGUCGAAGAUUCUUGUUACAUUAUUCGUUUUUUAAAAAUGGAAGAAAAAAGAUUCACGCGAACGAAGAUCGAUUCAAUUUUAUUAUCGUUCAUCAGACGUAUCGAAGACUGUUUUUUGCGAAAUCGUACCAGCUGUUCCUACAAGGCAUCGAUUUCGAGUUAACGAGUCUCUCGUUGGAUCCUUUGGCGAAUUUCAACGCUCAUCGUUGAUUCUCUUAGAAUGAGAGGAAUUCAAGAACGAACUGGAAGAAUUCCAAACGCGAUCGAGAGAAUGGGGAUCAUUCCAGGUGCACGUGAUUAAUCUCAACUCCUUCAGGAGGGAAUAUAACGAGUAUUCUCUAAGUGGCGGAAUGAAACGAGUGCAGCGUCUUUGAAUCCAUGAAAGUUUACACCGUCAUUUUAAUCAAACCUCAAGCUUCGAUAUAUCACAAGUGCUGUUUCCGUCAGGAAAAUUUCCAGAUCAAGAAACGUUGGAUUCGAGAUCGCUGUUCUUUCGGAUCUGCGACUUAGGAGACAACAUCGUUGCGUGUAUGCGUGCGUGUAUGUGUUAAGUUAGCACGAUUGGAACAUUAAGGCGUCCGCUGUCAAUUAAUCUAAUUUACUUCGUUCGACGUCGAUGGUGUUCACGAAGGCGCCGCGAGGACAGCGAGCGCGUUAAUUUUAAUUCAACCUCUCCGUGUCGGCGAGAGUGUAAUUUGCGUGUAAAAUAAAUGAAGAAAAAAAAAAGAAUAAAUAAAUAAAUAAAUAAAGUUAGCGUUCAAAUUCGAUGUCUCAAGUCGGUGAUUCAAAACUGAAGAAACCAAGCCUGCUAUUUCGACGAAUAGUUAAUUAACAUCGUUCAAUCUUCCACGAAUUAAGUAGAAAACGAUAACGAACACGUACGAAGUCAAUUUCGAAAAAGGUUGAUUAGAAACGGCAGACGAUGGAUUAUCUUCGAUUCUGAACCACGAGCAACACUUUGGGCCCAGUGAAACGUCGAUCGUGCCACUGGCCUUUUGUAAUCGUGCACACGUUCUAUGUAUAUAAGAGGCAAGGAGAAAUAGUAUUUUUUAUCGAUUUAGCAUUUACAGAGUGUAUUUAGGAGAGACUACCGAUUAUACCAAAGCCAGCAUCUCUCUAUCUCUCUCUAUCUCUCUGUUCAGUGUUUCGAUUCUCGGUGAACCGAGCAACACUGUUUACCUCUAGAGAAAUUAUCCGACGAAGCAAUUAUCGAGCCCGUAUAAGUAAUUUGUAAAUGUCGAGUUAAUGUUUCAGCUAUCUAAGAGUAAUCGAAUGUAUCGGUCAUAAGUUUGGGGUCACUGUUCCGAAGGAUAAUUCUUCAAGAUCGAGAAGCGUUUCAAAUUUUAUUAUUUUAUCACUUAUACAGAAUUCACGCACAAAGACUUGUUAAUUGAAAAUUUAAUAUUCCCGUUUUCGACCCCAAGCUUGUGCGCGCAAGAAAAACCAAGAAACUAGAGAAACGACGAAGGAACGCAGGCUUGUACAAUACGCGCGAGAGUAUAUUUUGUAUCGGAGCGCGCGGGUGCGCGUCAGUAUUUUUUGUAUCAUAUUGAAAAUCAGACAUCACUGUAUUAAACGAGCGCAAGUUGGCCCACCAGGGGAUGGAAGGAAUCGUUACGUUACAGAGAUAAUGGCAAUGCAACGCUAUGCAUCCACAGUCAAUAAAGAAGAAAAAUGGGCAUUUUUUACCCAACACCUGUGUCGCGUCUGCCAGGUAUCGCUGAACGUAUGUCGUCGCGUGUUAACCCUUUCGCGAUCGAUAUUAUUUUUCAUUAGAACACGAAACUUAAGGAACCUUGUAAAAUAUCCGUUACAUACCCGUAGAGUCUUGACUCGAAAUAAAUGAAUGUUCAGGAAUGAUAUGAUCGCAAAGGGUUAAAGAGUUCAAGCAGGAUAGGGUACUUGCAACAAACGGAUAUUUUAGAUCACACAGGGAAUAAUUAGUUAGCGAUUAAGUUAAGCGACGAGUUAAGUAAAGGAAAAUGUCCAGGUCUUAGCAGCUACAUUAAGAGAUUACACGUAAUCGUGAUAAUUCGAUCUCCUGUGCGCUUAGGUGCAACGUGGGUUUCUUUUUUAAUUAAGAGAAAAUGAAGGAGUAUCCCAUCAAUCUCGAAAUCAAUGGCGAGUAAUGGAACACUCCACCUCCUACGUUUACCCUUAACCAAAAGAAUCCCUCGUUGCGGCAGAGUGUACAGCUUGCGACGAAAGGGGUGAGAAUUAGGACACGGAUGACGGUAUUGUCGCGUGUAAAUUGCGUUUUCAGUGGUUUAAUUUAUUCAUCGUAGGAAAACGUUUCGUUUAGUAGAUGUAUGGAUCACGCGAGUAGAAAAGAGAUUAAUUGGUAGAGUGUGUAUAAAAAGAGAAGAGAAAUGGAAGAGGAGAGUAAAUAGCGAGAUACGUAAUAUAUAAUAAUGUACAUGUAAAAAUUGUGUAUUCUCAUAUAAUAAUAGCUGUAAUAAUUUAAUAAAUCUUGUAUAUCGGA
Osmia bicornis bicornis is the source of this 5763-nucleotide messenger RNA. RefSeq names its product beta-arrestin-1 (gene krz). Gene Ontology annotation, biological process: signal transduction; G protein-coupled receptor internalization. The transcript is spliced from 8 exons. Gene Ontology annotation, molecular function: G protein-coupled receptor binding. Bases 418 to 1791 code for a protein of 457 amino acids. The record is from RefSeq and is a predicted model, not a curated record. Lineage: Eukaryota; Metazoa; Arthropoda; Insecta; Hymenoptera; Megachilidae. Gene Ontology annotation, cellular component: cytoplasm.